AUGCCGCCACGCGAAGCUCCGCACCCAUGGAUUCCGCCGUCCAGACCUUGGUCACGGGUUCAUCUCGACUACGCGGGACCUUUCUAUGGACCAAACUUCCUAAUGGGAGUGGACACUUACUCACGUUGGCCGGAGGUCACACAGAUGUCAUCGCUCUCCGCAACAGAGCUCAUCAAACAUUUGCGACGGAUGUUCGCUACUCACGGACUUCCGGAAGUGAUUGUCACAGACAAUGGCACACGCUUCGCGUCAGCCGAGAUGCGAGAAUUCACGAAACUAAAUGGGAUUAAACACGUCUUCACGCCAGUCUACCAUCCAGCUUCUAACGGCUCCGCAGAACGCAUGGUACAGACCGUCAAGUCUGGUCUUUCAAGACUGCAAGGGAGCGACUGGGAAUGUAGACUGUCAAGGCUGCUAUUUUCCUUGCGGUCCACCCCGAGUGCCACAACCGGAAAGGCACCAGCGGAAAUCAUGUUCGGGCGCCGCCUUCGAGUUCGAAUUGACCUGCUGCGCCCUACUAACGACGAUCGACAACAGAACCUAGAGUUGCCUAUGGCGACGCGAUGGUUUAACAGAGGUGACGCGGUGUUCGUACGAAGUUACAGAGGGGCAGACAAAUGA
Ornithodoros turicata is the source of this 621-nucleotide messenger RNA. RefSeq lists its product as uncharacterized. NCBI's taxonomy places the organism in Eukaryota, Metazoa, Arthropoda, Arachnida, Ixodida, Argasidae. Gene Ontology annotation, molecular function: nucleic acid binding. The transcript has a single exon. Bases 1 to 621 code for a protein of 206 amino acids. The record is from RefSeq and is a predicted model, not a curated record. Gene Ontology annotation, biological process: DNA integration.